This is a messenger RNA of Linepithema humile (Argentine ant), 1295 nucleotides long. RefSeq lists its product as uncharacterized. NCBI's taxonomy places the organism in Eukaryota, Metazoa, Arthropoda, Insecta, Hymenoptera, Formicidae. The record is from RefSeq and is a predicted model, not a curated record.
CACUCGGCGCAAACUGUAGAUUUCAGUUCAUUGUAAAUCAGCAAAUCAAGAACAGUGUAUAAUCAUUUAUUGAAUAAGAUUGAUAAGUUCCACGAUCGAAGAGAAAAUCAAUUCACAAGAUAUUCAUCUAACGAUAUCGUAUACUAGAAGCAAUUAUUUCAACAGUGCAAAAACUUAAGUGGAAGCCGAUAAAAAUUUAUUGUCAACUACACAAUGGAAUUCGUCAAAUUGAUAUUCGACAACAUGGACACGAUUAUAAAAAGCGCAAUAACUGGUGUUGUAAUUGAGGCUCUCAUAAUAGGAUAUAAAACUUAUAAAAAACGAGCAUCCGUUGGCAAUGUUGACAAUCCCAAUAAUGUGCAAUGGAAAAAAAUUGGUAGAGUAGAUGAUUUGAUAAUAUAUCCAGUGAAAUCAAGUGCGCAACCAGUGCGUUAUGAUUCAUUUGCAUUUUGUGAUUAUGGAAUGUGUAGACAGGAAUACGGAACAUAUUUUUGGGACGGAAUGUUCUUACUGUACAACAAAACAAAAGAUAAAUUUGAAGAUAGCCAAAGAUACCGUUUUCUACAAUCAGUGACAGCGAAUCUGACAAAUACUGGCGAAGUAACAUUAAGCAGCCACAGAGUGCUCAAUAAAGUAAAAUUGGAUAUAGAUCGAUAUCGCAAUCCUUCCAAUCGUUUUGUGAAGGAGACAUGGAAUGGAACUUCGGAAACGAUUUAUGGUUCGGAUCUACACGUUAAUACAUGGUUGAAAGAAGUGCUAAAUACUAACGAGAUUGUCGAGCCUAACGAGUUUAACAAGGCUAAUGUGGAUAUAACUUUGGCGCAAAUGCUUCCACAAAAUUGGAACUCUACACAAAGGAUAAAAGAAAAUUUGUAUCGCUUUCGUCAAGGGUACGAAGAUAUGAAAUUUGAAAAGAAAACGGGAAAAUUUAUAACUUUACCACGUUUUGUACUAAUGACAUCAAAGACAUUUGUAAAGUUAGAUACAAGACAUAGUUUUUUAACGCCAAAUAUUAUCAUUGAGACUGGCAAAUUGAUAAAUCCUUUUGAAGAGAAAAAUUGGAAGUGGAUAAAAAUUGGCGAUGAAAUAAUUCUUAGAAAUGUGAAACCAGUUCCGAGGCGUCCAUCUGAAGAAGAAUUCAAACAUUUCGGAAUUUAUUGCGCAUUAUGGACUGGCGGAAACGUAAAAUUAUACGAUAAAGUAUAUAUUGAUUCUGAGUCUUUUCAUUCUGAUGUAUAAUAUUCUAAUCAUAAUACAUUUAACAUUUGAUCUAUUUAAUUUUAGAUUGAUAGAAC